This is a messenger RNA of Phalacrocorax carbo (great cormorant), 555 nucleotides long. NCBI's taxonomy places the organism in Eukaryota, Metazoa, Chordata, Aves, Suliformes, Phalacrocoracidae. The record is from RefSeq and is a predicted model, not a curated record.
UGCGCGGACCGUGACGUGCGGGGGGCGGGUCCCGUCCGCGCGGCGCUCCAAGGGCAGGCGGGCGAUGGCGGCCGUGGUGGCGGCGGCGGCGCGGGGCGGCCUACGCGGGGCCCUCCUGGCGCAGCAACAGCGCUGGGGAUCGGGAUCGGGCGCCGACCAGCUGGGCGAGCUGGGCAGCGGCGCCGGGAAGGGCGGCGGCGGCGGCGGCGCCAUCCGCGAGGCCGGCGGUGCCUUCGGGAAGAAGCAGGCGGCGGAGGAGGAGCGGUACUUCAGGGAGAAGGAGAGGGAGCAGCUCGCUGCGCUACGGAAACACCAUGAGGAAGAGAUCGAUCACCACAAGAAAGAGAUAGAGCGUCUGCAGAAAGAAAUUGAGCGCCAUAAGUAUAAGAUCAAGAAGCUUAAAGACGAUGAUUAAGCUGUUUGUUGAAUGUGCACGGCCAAUGCUGAUUGUGGUGUAAAACAGCACUGAAGACUCUAUGCUUUGGCUCACGUAAUCCAAAUUUGUGCAAUUACACUGCAGUCUGCAACAAUGUCAAAUAAACUACUCGGCCUCUC